AUGCGCAUCAAUCUCAUCGCACUCGUAGCUUUUGCAGCUUCCCUAGCGUACCCUGGGCACCUCUCCGGGGUAUCAGGCUUCUCUGAUUCUAAUGUCGACCAUCCGGAUCCGGCGCAUGGCAGCCACGACGUUGUCCUUGCUCGCAGACGAUUGCGGGCGUCGGGGAUAAGGGAUGGCAUCGGGGCAGCGGCCCGCGUUUUCUAUCAUAUAACCAAGGCGGUCCCGGGAUCCGUCGUCGCGUCAAUGCCUCGGGUUAGCGUCAGGUCCAAGAAAAAGUCUACUAACGAAAAGGAACUGCUCGCAGAGCUGUCGAAAGGAGUCAAAGCGAGCCGAUUUUUUGGUUUGAAAUCGCAACUGCGCUCGUACAAGUCCAAGUACAGCAUUGACGUGCUAGCAAGUGGGCUACAAAAAGCCAAAAAUGACAAAGACCUUGCCACCAGUACGCGUGCACGCGAUCUACUGGGCGACUUAUUGGAAUACUGGUGGAUGAAAAAAAUGCCCAUCGAUGACGUGGCAGCCUCCCUGAAGAUAUUCAAAGACCCUAGUCUUCCCGGGGAAAGCGACUACCUGAAGAUAAAGGUGCUACGCGCCUUUAUUGCGCGCUCGCACUCGGAGGACAAGAUCUAUCCUGUCCUCUUUCAGACGCUGCAGGGCAUAUUUGGCGACCUCGAAUUGGCGGCUAUCUUGAUGAGAUCGGCUAAGUAUGCCGAUGCGCAAAAAUUGAUGGGACUUUUGAUGCAGAAAUGGAAGGGGUACAAGUUGGAUGCCGAUGGAGCAUUUAUGAUGCUGGCUUUGAAAGACAAGGGAACGCUGGUCUUUAACAGCGCCGAACUGCUGAUAGUGGAGCAGUACGCGAAGGCGCUUGGACAUGAAAACGCGCUGAGCGUUUUGACGAAAGGUUUUGGUGGUGAAGGUAACUUCGCAAAGCUUGUUUAUGAAGCCCUAGUCUCUACCGAGAGUCCGAAGGCCGGUGACUAUCUGAAAGCGUUGCUGCGGCAUUGGAAAGCGGAAGGGAUCAAGUCGGACGAGCUGUUGAGUACCAAAUUCUCGGAGAUGCAUCCAACGAAAGACAAGGAAAUGAUGAGAUCCAUCAAGGCGGUGUACCGCAAGCAUUAUGAGGAGAGGGUUACUUUGCAAAGCUUGUUUAUGAAGCCCUAG
Messenger RNA from Hyaloperonospora brassicae, 1158 nucleotides. The record is from the annotation of a GenBank genome assembly. Lineage: Eukaryota; Oomycota; Peronosporomycetes; Peronosporales; Peronosporaceae.